Molecule: messenger RNA, 2354 nt
Organism: Xenopus laevis (African clawed frog)
Lineage: Eukaryota; Metazoa; Chordata; Amphibia; Anura; Pipidae
Gene: ccdc71.S
Product: coiled-coil domain containing 71 S homeolog
Exons: 2
Coding region: 462-1607 (381 amino acids)
Source: RefSeq, a predicted model, not a curated record
UGUAAAGUGUUUGGGAAGAGUUGCUUUCCAGCAUGGCCGGCUGCUCCCCAACACCAGAACAGAGAGAAGAAUGUAAGUGUCAGACUAAGCACUAGAGGGCGCCCCCAGACCCCGCGGCCUCUGCGCCUAUAACUAGCGGGGACGACGUUACUAGCCAUAGACAAGUGGGGGCGCUAGACAUUCGGACGAAAGCGAGGCGCCACUUCCGGUGCACAGUGGGGCGGCCAUUUUUUGGUUUAUUUUUUUUAAUUUUUUUUUUUUUUGGAGCGUCGGAGGGCGAGCCCGAUAGUGACCUGGGGCGUGAGCUCAGAGCAGGGGGUAAAACGUGAGGAGACACGUCAGUAGCCGCCAGAAAUCCGUGCGCGCGGUCGGGCGGAGAUUAGACGCAGCGGACCCCGUGCAGGUUUUCAAGUAAAGCUUUUACAUUGUGAAACUUCAGAAGUUUCUUGCAACCUAAUGCCAUGAACCUUGAGGUGGUCGAUAUGGAGGAAAAGGCAGUCCACUCUUGGUCAAGACUUUCAUCUGCAGGAAAAAGGGCUUUUGAAGAAGCCCUAAGAGUUUUCAACCCAAUGUCAAAAGACUUGACGGACACUGAGACACAGUUGGUGACCUUCCUCCAAGGCCUUAGAGAGGAAGGCUUUCAAGCAACCAUCUUGAGCAGCAAGGAUGUAUAUGGUUAUAAUUCCACAACUGCACAGGCUCCCACUUCUGUCCCCAAAUGUCCACCAAAGAAUGCCUCUACAGCAUCAGCACCCUCUAAAGCUCAGUCAAAGAGCACAGCAGGUAAAACAUCUGGUACAUCAAUUGAUAUUUCUGUACAUGCUGCUAAAGUUUCAAAUAAAGAGUCUUCUAAAAGCUCUACAAAUCUUUUGUUGCGAUCUUUAAACCAGGAGAAGACCGAUAAAUCAAACGUGCCAGCCGCAACCUUUCCAUCCAGUAUGUAUCCUGGUGUUUACCCUGCAAUGAGAUUGUCCGUUGUUCUUGAAGCCGUGGUUCCGUUAAGUGAAACUGCAUCCUCUUUGGAGUCGAAGCUUAAUCAACACUCUAUAGUUGUUGCCUCGAAGGGAACAGUCUCCAAAUGCACAUCAGAACUUGUAGAUACCAAAGCCUAUCAGUGUUUGCUAAAAAAUGCCACAGAUCUGGAGAACCAUAUUUCCCCUUUAAACGGAAAACUCUUGAAAGGACCCAAUGGCAAAAUAUUAAAAGAGAACAAUGCUAGUAAAGCCUCUGGGAUACUGAAUGGGCAUAAUGUAAUGAAUUCUUCCAAGAACUGCAAUUGUUUGGUUCAGACAAAACACAACUCUAAACUACAGAAAGAUGUUUUAGGUAAAGCCCAACUUUUAGUUGGGCAGAACUUACACAGUACUACCUGCAAAAAGAGAAAACUAGCCGAUGACCUUCAGGACCAUCAGUCCAGUAAAAAAAAUUGCUCGGCUGCUUUGGCUAAAAAAGCUACAGCUAGUAAAGAAAAACUGGAUUCACUCAGAUCUAAAGUCAUAAAAGUGGACAAAUCAUUUUCUGACGAUGAGCUUAGGAGAAGAGCCCAAAAUAUUCUCCAAGUGAACCUCUCUCCUGUUAUCCGAAUUCAACCCCUGUCAAUCUCUUAAAUUCUGUCCUUUUUGCUAAAAUAACUGAUUGCAUUUUUUCCUUUUAAACUGUUUUUUUUUUUUUUUUUUUUUUGGAGAUUGUGGUAUGAUCCCACAAGGGAGAAACUCUAUAUUUGGAAUGCAUUUUGUCUGUGGCAGCCCUGGCACUGUUACUCCUAAACCUACAGAACAUACGGCCAGGGAAAAGGUGGUGCUGGAGCAGGGAAGGGGGAAAACGAUCUGGUAACAAGUCUUUUAAUCAAGUUCGUUAAUACACGACUGUAUGUAUAUUUUGUGCAAUAGAAAAGAAAGGUUUGUUGAAGUAUAUGCACUGUGACUUUUUUUGCUUCUUUUGAAUUGCAAAAAUGUAUUCUUCUAGGGAUACUCCACUUUCAGCACUCUUGUGGAUCUGCAACUCCCAGUAUCUGGUUUGGGGGGGGGGGGGGAGAAUGUUGAGUUGAAGUUCUGCUGUAGCUGGUUAGAAUUGCUGAGUGCUGAAUUUUGAAUGUCCCUGGUUUUCUAUCAAUUUGUUUGGGGUGGGGGGGAGAUUGGGUUAACUAAUGUCUCCAUGACCUAAGAACUGUUAGUAGCACUUUAUUUUUCUGUGUAUAUUUAACUGUUAGAUGAGUUUAUUUAGCUGUCCCUGCUGUGCAAUUUUGAUUUUGUUUCACUGGCUACAUUCUGUAAAUAGAAAUCACAUUAUUUUACUUAUUUCACCUUGUGUGUAAAAUGUUUAGGAUCAGCAUUAAAGAUUGAUCUUGAAAUCUG